Molecule: messenger RNA, 2506 nt
Organism: Nicotiana tabacum (common tobacco)
Lineage: Eukaryota; Viridiplantae; Streptophyta; Magnoliopsida; Solanales; Solanaceae
Product: CDPK-related kinase 3
Biological process (GO): protein phosphorylation
Molecular function (GO): protein kinase activity; ATP binding
Source: RefSeq, a predicted model, not a curated record
ACAAAAUGAAAGAAAGUAAAAUGUGGGCGGAAGAUGGAGAAUGGAGAAAGAAAUAAGAGAGAGAGAGAAUCAAGGGGGUUGUCUGUGUGGGCUUUUGAUACAAUCCCAGGUUAGGCGGAUCUCCUGAGUCCUGCCCUUCCCAUUCAGAUUCUCAUUCACUUCCCUUCCCUUCCCUUCCUUUCUUUCUUCUUUACACAUAAUAAUAAUAAUAAUUUCUGUUUGAUUUCCUCUUCCGCUCUUUCAUCCUCUGUGUAAUCUGUUUCCGUUUCUCUACAAAAUCUUCCUCAAUCUGUAUAUAACUCAGCAAUAGCACGCGCACACUCUAUUUGUAAGACUUGGUACUCUCUCUCUCUCUCUCUUUCUGACUCUUGACUCUGACUACCCCUCUCAUUUUCAUUCUCUUUUUUUAUCGUUUUCUCGCCGCAGAUCCCUUCAUCUUCUCUUUCUUUUGUCUUCUUUGUUCUUUUUCCCCUCUCUUCUCCCUCUGUAACGUCGACUUCCCUUUUCGAUCUGGACCGUCCGAUGCUUCGACCUUUCUCCCUUUGACUGACUUCAACUCUUCUAAUUUUUGCUGGUGGGGACUUGGUGGCACUGAGCUUCUACCAUGGGCCAGUGUUACGGCAAGACCAUCCCCACCGUUCGGGACUCUGAUGGAACAACCAUCACCUCCGUCGCCGGCGACGCCGAUCACCCGUUACCGGCCACUCCGGUCAACAACGUUCCCUCAGUCAAAAACACACCUGCUCGAUCUUCUGCUAACAGUCCUUGGCCAAGCCCUUACCCUCACGGUGUAGUAGCAGGUGUGACUCCUUCUCCCGCCAGGUCCACGCCUAGAAGGUUCUUCAAACGACCUUUUCCUCCGCCGUCUCCGGCCAAGCACAUUAAGGCAUCGCUCGCCAGGCGAUUUGGCCAUGCGAAGCCCCCGACGGAGGGGCCAAUUCCCGAGGAUGGUACAGCUGAGCCUGAUCAGUCGCUUGAUAAGAAUUUUGGAUACAACAAGAACUUCGGCGCUAAGUAUGAAUUGGGGAAAGAAAUCGGCCGGGGGCAUUUUGGUCAUACCUGUCACGCCAAGGGCAAGAAAGGAGACCUUAAGGACCUCCCUCUUGCUGUCAAAAUCAUCUCCAAAGCUAAGAUGACAACAGCAAUAUCCAUCGAAGAUGUGCGCAGAGAAGUGAAGAUUUUAAAGGCUCUUUCAUGCCAUAAACAUCUUGUCAAAUUUCACGAUGCUUGUGAGGACGCAAAUAAUGUGUACAUAGUAAUGGAAUUGUGUGAAGGAGGGGAAUUACUUGACAGAAUAUUGUCAAGAGGUGGUAAAUAUUCAGAGGAUGAUGCCAAACUUAUUGUUGUCCAAAUUCUAAGUGUAGUUGCAUUUUGUCAUCUCCAAGGUGUGGUCCAUCGUGACUUGAAGCCUGAGAAUUUCCUUUUCACCUCCAGAAAUGAAGAUGCUGACAUGAAGCUUAUCGAUUUUGGGCUUUCUGACUUUAUUAGACCAGAUGAAAGACUUAAUGAUAUUGUGGGAAGUGCAUAUUAUGUGGCACCAGAAGUCCUCCACAGAUCUUACAGCUUGGAAGCAGAUAUCUGGAGUAUUGGGGUGAUUACCUACAUUUUGUUAUGUGGAAGCAGACCAUUCUGGGCAAGGACAGAAUCUGGAAUUUUUCGUGCAGUAUUGAGAGCUGACCCUAACUUUGAAGACUUGCCUUGGCCUUCUGUGUCCCCUGAGGCCAAGGACUUUGUAAAGAGGCUUUUAAAUAAGGACUAUCGUAAGAGGAUGACUGCUGCUCAGGCUUUGACGCAUCCAUGGUUGCGCAGCGAAAGCCAUCCUAUUCCUUUGGAUAUAUUGGUCUAUAAGUUGGUGAAGUCAUAUUUGCAUGCUACACCUCUCAAACGUGCAGCACUAAAGGCUCUUUCUAAAGCUUUAACGGAAGAUGAACUGGUUUACCUUAGAGCGCAAUUCAUGCUUAUGGAACCUAGCAAAGAUGGACGUGUUUCUCUUGAAAACUUCAAAAUGGCUCUUAUAGGAAAUGCUACUGAUGCUAUGAAGGAGUCAAGGGUGCCAGAUAUUCUGAAUGCGAUGGCAACACUGUCAUAUAGGAAGCUGGACUUUGAAGAAUUUUGUGCUGCUGCAAUCAGCACAUAUCAGUUGGAGGCCCUUGAGGGAUGGGAGCAGAUUGCAUCAGUGGCAUUUGAACAUUUUGAGCGAGAGGGGAAUCGGCCUAUUUCAGUGGAGGAAUUGGCUAGGGAGUUGAAUGUAGGCCCAACUGCUCAUUCCAUUCUCAGAGAUUGGAUAAGAAGUGAUGGAAAACUUAGUUUACUUGGAUAUACCAAAUUUUUGCAUGGUGUGACUCUUCGUAGUGCACAUAUGAGACAUCAUUAGCAUGUGUUUUUCUCCAUUUCUUAACCUACUCAUUUGGUUAGUGUUUGACAAAAUGAUAGAGAUCAACUAUUGAUUCCAAAGAAAAAAAAAAGGUGUUGAUGAUAUGAAAGAGAUUUUUUCCUUCUUUCUUUC